GGAUAUUAUGUAUUCAUAUGUGUUCGUGGCUGUGAUUUUGGGGAUCAUAGGAAUAACAAUUGCACUACCUGCGUUACUACCUGAACCGGGCGAGAACGAAGUAUCGACAUAUGACUUUCCAUUCGUAAAUCGAUAUCAAUGGGGGGCGAGACCAGCUAAAGAAAAGACAUUACUUCAAACCCCAGUGCCGUACGUCGUUAUACACCAUUCAUACAAACCUGCCGCGUGCUAUGACACAGUACAAUGCAAGAAAGCCAUGCAAAGUAUGCAAAACUUCCACAUGGAUGACAGAGGGUGGUGGGAUAUUGGGUACAAUUUUGCUGUUGGCAGCGACGGAGCAGUGUACGAAGGUCGGGGCUGGACUGUGCUGGGUGCGCACGCGCUGCAUUUCAAUACCGUCAGCCUUGGCAUCUGCUUGAUCGGCGACUGGACUACCGCACUACCACCUAAUCAGCAAAUAAAAACGGCAAAGGCUCUGAUCGAUGCUGGCGUCGACCUCGGAUACAUCAAACCCAACUAUAAAUUAGUGGGUCACAGACAAGUCCGAGAUACAGAAUGUCCUGGGGAUACAUUGUACAAUAACAUAAAGUCGUGGCAGCACUACGUCCCCUUCCCUGCCACCUACCGGGAUCUUUUGCACGUAAAAGAACUCCCCAAAGAAAUAAAGGAUAAGCUGAUUUUGGGGAAUAGUACUCAUAUAGAAGCUUAUUUAUAAAAAUAUUA
This is a messenger RNA of Papilio machaon (common yellow swallowtail), 723 nucleotides long. Its product is annotated as peptidoglycan-recognition protein LB. The record is from RefSeq and is a predicted model, not a curated record. Bases 8 to 715 code for a protein of 235 amino acids. Gene Ontology annotation, molecular function: N-acetylmuramoyl-L-alanine amidase activity; zinc ion binding. The transcript is spliced from 5 exons. Lineage: Eukaryota; Metazoa; Arthropoda; Insecta; Lepidoptera; Papilionidae. Gene Ontology annotation, biological process: peptidoglycan catabolic process.